Messenger RNA from Stegostoma tigrinum, 2872 nucleotides. It is a transcript of the gene eif3s6ip, whose product is annotated as eukaryotic translation initiation factor 3, subunit 6 interacting protein. Gene Ontology annotation, biological process: translational initiation. Bases 132 to 1817 code for a protein of 561 amino acids. The transcript is spliced from 15 exons. Gene Ontology annotation, cellular component: eukaryotic translation initiation factor 3 complex; cytoplasm. Gene Ontology annotation, molecular function: translation initiation factor activity; protein binding. The record is from RefSeq and is a predicted model, not a curated record. Lineage: Eukaryota; Metazoa; Chordata; Chondrichthyes; Orectolobiformes; Stegostomatidae.
CUGCGCCGGGGAACCUUUUCUGUGGAACACGAAAGGCUAUUUGCUUGUGUUCUCUUCUGUUUGUGAGAAAAUCGAGUUUCCUUUUAAGAAAAUCAAAAUAAUUUUGCAGAAAGAGAGAAACUGAGGGGGAGAUGUCGGCUUUUGCGGAUGAUUAUGGGGCGGAGUAUGAUCCAUAUGCCUACAAUGCUGAUUAUGAUCUCCAUACAGGUGACCCUAAGCAGGACCUUGCUUAUGAGCGUCAAUAUGAACAGCAAACUUAUCACGUGAUCCCAGAAGUCAUCAAAAAUUUCAUCCAGUACUUCCAUAAGACAGUGACUGACCUGAUUGAUCAAAAGGUUUAUGAGUUACAAUCUAACCGUGUAUCCAGUGAUGUGAUUGAACAGAAACUUUAUGAAAUUCAGGACAUCUAUGAAAACAGCUGGAAUAAACUGACAGAAAGGUUCUUCAAAAACUCCCCUUGGCCUGAGGCUGAAGCUAUUGCAUCCAUAUGUCGAAAUGAUGCUGUUUUCCUUAUUCUGUACAAAGAACUCUACUACAGACACAUUUAUGCUAAAGUCAGUGGAGGACCUACAUUGGAGCAGAGAUUUGAAUCAUAUUACAAUUACUGCAAUCUGUUCAACUACAUUCUGAAUGCGGAUGGUCCAGUUCCCCUGGAGCUCCCAAACCAGUGGCUGUGGGACAUUAUUGAUGAGUUCAUUUACCAGUUCCAGUCUUUCAGUCAGUACCGCUGCAAAACAGCGAAAAAAACAGAGGAGGAAAUUGACUUCCUGCGGUCAAAUCCCAAAAUCUGGAAUGUUCACAGUGUCCUUAAUGUCCUCCAUUCACUGGUUGACAAAUCCAACAUCAACCGGCAGCUAGAGGUCUACACCAGUGGAGGAGAUCCUGAGAGUGUUGCUGGGGAGUAUGGACGUCACUCUCUAUAUAAAAUGCUGGGAUAUUUCAGCCUGGUAGGGCUUCUGCGUCUCCACUCACUGCUUGGAGAUUACUACCAGGCUAUCAAAGUGCUUGAGAACAUUGAACUCAAUAAAAAGAGUAUGUACUCCCGAGUACCAGAAUGUCAAGUCACCACUUAUUAUUAUGUGGGCUUUGCCUACCUGAUGAUGCGCCGUUACCAGGAUUCUAUUCGUGUUUUUGCCAACAUAUUGCUGUACAUUCAGAGGACCAAGAACAUGUUUCAACGUUCAACCUACAAAUAUGAGAUGAUAAACAAACAGAAUGAACAGAUGCAUAGUCUGUUGGCAAUCGCCUUGACACUGUACCCAAUGAGGAUUGAUGAGAGUAUCCACACACAGCUACGAGAAAAAUAUGGAGACAAAAUGCUGCGUAUGCAGAAAGGUGAAAUGCAGAUUUUUGAGGAGCUGUUCAGCUUUGCUUGUCCGAAGUUCCUGUCACCAGUGGUACCAAAUUAUGAGUCAGUCCAUCCUAACUACCACAAAGAGCCAUUCCUACAACAGCUGAAAGUGUUUAUGGAUGAGGUACAGCAACAGUCUGUACUGUCCACUAUACGCAGCUUCUUAAAGCUGUAUACCACAAUGCCUGUUGUCAAACUGGCUGGAUUUCUAGACAUGACUGAGCAGGAGUUCCGCAUCAAUCUAUUGGUCUUCAAGCACAAGAUGAAGAACCUAGUGUGGACUAGCGGGAUCUCGGCCCUGGAUGGUGAAUUUCAAUCUGCUUCAGAGGUUGACUUCUACAUUGAUAAGGACAUGAUCCACAUCGCAGAUACCAAAGUGGCACGGCGAUAUGGUGACUUCUUCAUUAGGCAGAUUCACAAAUUUGAAGAGCUCAACAGAAGUUUGAAAAAAAUCAACCCCCGGUAAUGGAGCUUCUGUUCCCACAGCAGCCAAAUUUCCUGCACCCGAGAACACAGUGACUGGUUGUUGUGCAAAGUUCUCCUGUAACUUUUGUUUUUGAUUUCUGAAUGGCCAGCUGCAUUGCUUGGUUGUAUGUGAUCCAUAGACGCAAGUGUGUCAAAGCUCUCAAACUACCAUUUAUACCUUGGUAACAAAUUUGCUGGCCUUCCAUAAAAUAAGACAAAGAACUGCAGGUGCUGGAAAUCUGAAACAAACCAGAACGGAAAUUGCAGGGGGGAAUCUCAGCAGGUCUCAAGAGAAACAGUCAAUGUUUUGGGUCCAAUGACCCUUCAUUCGAAGAUUUUAAAGAAUUAUCACUAGGCUUGAAAUGUUGAGUCUGCUUCUCUCUUCAGAGAUGCUGCCAGACUUGCUGAGUUUCUCCAGCAAAUUCUAAUCUUUGAUUGUUUUCUCUCUUGUUUUAUACUGUAUACAGCUCAAAUCUUAGCCUGCUUUUCUUUCCCCCUUUAGUGUGAGCUGAUGCUGGCAUUUUGUGAGGGAUGUUGUGAACAUUAAAAAAAAAAUCACAAUGCCUUGGGCUGUAUGUAUUAUAAAAUAAUAAAUGGUUACUUUAUUACAAAUCUUCAAAUGUGUUACAAUCCUAAAUGAGUCAGCACCUCAUGAUAUUCAAAUGUUCUGGUGCUCAGCAUAAAUGCAGACAGUGCCAUAAAAACACAUAUUUGCUGCCCAUGUCUUGACAAAUUUUCAGGUGAAUUUGCACUGCAUGGACUGAAGUAUCAUUGUCUCCUUAUUGUGGACAACUGGUUAUGAAUGGACCCACCAGCUGCCUACAACCACCUCCUUGUCUGUAAUGUAUUCAUGACUGAUUUCAUGUCCUUUGAUAAUCAGGAUGUGUUUGGAUAUUCAAAAUAACACCAAAUCUUUCAAUAAAAAUGUAGUUGUACUUGUCUUUUAUUCCAGAAUAUUAGCGGUCUGAGUGUUUCAUAUUACUGAUUGUUGAGUGAAGCCCAGAACAUGCAACAAAAUCUAACCAAUGUUUGGAUAAAAUAAAAAAUGCAACCGAA